AGGUGUGAGAUGCUGUCUGGCAGCUGAGAGCUCGGGAAGCGUGAGAAAAAUCCUGCAUGGAUCUUGGGAGCACCGUGUUUAUAUUCCCCUCGUGUUGUCUCAUUAGUGCAGGGACUUGCUUUCACACGAACAUUACCACCAAAAUAAUUGCCUAAUAUAAUUAAAGCUCCUGGCUCUUUAAGUUUGAUGGGUGAUAAAAGAAGGCCCGGUGUCUCUAUGAAUUAAAAGCUUGCAUGGUUGCACAGCCUCGCUGGAUCUGUCUCCUCGUGGUGGCCCCCAGGGAUUUGGACACACAUCCUGCUUUGUGGCCCUCAUGUUUUAUGCAGCCCAGGUCCAGAAAAAAAACUAAGAGAAGUGUAAAGAAUUUACACAGAGUGACUGACCUCGAGCCCAGUCUCUCUGAAGUUACUGGCAGCUCAGACAUACUAAAUUUAUUUCCUUUCUUCCAGAAAGUCAAUGAACUGCUACUAAAUUUAGUCAGUGUUCCAGUAUUUACAGUGAUUUUGCCGUGAUAUUCCCAGUGAAAUAUUGCUGUUUAUGUCCACAUAGUAAGAAGGGAAAGAAAAUAUGCUUCUCUUAGCAAGACAAGGAUGCAGAGCCUAUUUAGGAUGGGUUUCAUGUUUGCUGUGCUGGGGGUUUGCUCUGAUGAGAAUCAUGUGUGCAGUUAGUUGUUUUAUGCACUGCGAGUCUCGGAUGACUGGGAUUAUGUUCUCCCAAUUUAACAAGGUUAUCCAUUUAAUAAAUGGAGAGAGAUGAGUCAGAGCACAACCCCAGAUCCGUGUCUUGUGAAUUUAACAAGUAAGGACAGUCGGAAUCUGACCCUUCCGCUCUGGAAGGAAUCCUGACUGAGCAGUCCAUGCAAUUACAGUUUUCAUUCUCUUCACGUUUUGAGUGUUAGAUUUGGAGGAAGCAACAUUAUCAGUGUGACACUGGACCUUCCACUUGAGAAGCUUGAAUUUAGUGCUAAUUUUUACCGCUUUCAGAAGAUCCUGAGAGGGUGUAAAUUACAUUUAAGGCCAUUUUUUAGUGCACAGCGAUGUGGGUGCCUGAGGGAGCCUGGCAUGCACUGAGAUCUGAUUCAGCAGCUUUAAUUAACUUGCUAAAUGCAAAGGGAAGGGGAGUCUCUCCAGGGAUUGGGAUGAAUGUGGGUGAUCCCUACGGCAGGUCACGGGUAUUCCCUGCAUUUACCGUGUGCCAUCUCUGCACAGGCAACAGGAAGAGCUGCCAAAUCCACAAGGACAGUCGUCAUUGCUGGUGUCCCAGAUGGCCUUCUGCAGGAUGAUGUCAUGGCUGACAUCCUCACCAUCCACUUCCAAAAGUCGAGGAAUAACGGUGGAGACGUGGAAGAAGUGACUUAUCCCACAGGGAAUAAAGGAGUCGCCUACGUAACCUUUGAAGAUCAAGAAGUUGUGGAGAGUGUCCUGAAGAAGGAUGACCAUCGACUGGAAGACAAGAGGCUGUCCCAGCCCUAUCCCCUGAGAGUGACCCCUUACUGUGAAAAGGUCUUCAGCUCUGUCACAUCUGUCCUCAACAUGGCUGUUUUCAAAGACCAGUUUGUUUUAGAAGAUCUGGUGGAAGAAAUGAAAAAGCAGAGCAGGGAUUUGAGCUUUGGGCCGUUGCAGUCCGACGGGCAGAUUGCUGUCCAAGGCUCCUUUCCAGCCAUUCAAGUGCUCAGAGACUUUCUCUUACUAAAAGCAAAAUCCCUCUCAGAGAAGGACAACAGAGAGGAAAGUAAAUCCCAUCAGAGACUGAGGAGGAGGCUACAGGAACACAGAAGUACCACGGAGAGGAGGAAUUUCGUUCCUGAUGGAGAUGGGGGAAAACAAGUGGUUGUUCUUGACACAGAUAUAUAUCACUACAUGAAGCACUUCUUUCCCUGGAUAUUCCAAGAAAAUGAUGUUGCAAUUUCUGCUGUCACUGAUGGUGAUAUAACUACAGUGUGUGUUGAGAAUGCUGGAAGGGCUGAUGCUGGACAGGUAUCGAGUGUCAAAAAGAAAAUUGAAGAUCAGUCCAUAAAACUCCACAGCAUUUUACGGAAAAUAAGGGUCUCCUUCAAGGAAUGCCCCAGAGACGAAAAGCAGAGACACAAAUGGGUGUGUGAAAGGCUCAAAUCCUCUUUCCCUCAGGUUUUGGUCAUUCCUCAUCAUGCUCACGUUGAGGUGAUAGGAUUUUCUUCAGACAUUUUUGAGUUGACCAAGGAAAUGAGCAGUAAGAGUCUCACCAGGUAGAAGGUGAGUGUUCAGAUCUUUGCUCUCUGUGCUCCUCACACAGAUUGUGGCACUGCAGAUCUCCCACUGUGUGGCUGAGAGGGGAACUCUGCACGUGAGGGUGGACAGGCCUGUUCCCCCCAAAGACCAGAUUAAGUUCAGGACAGGAAACCCUUGCUCUCUGCCUCACUCAUGAGCUCAGAGGCCAAAGUCAAGCCUCUUCUACCCAGAAACAGCCUCAUUUUCCUUGUGUUGACUCAAUGCACACUCACUCCAUCUUGCUGGCAGGGAGCACUUGGUGAGAAAAGAGAUUUUUUUUCCAAGAGGGUGACAAAGCAGGGCCAGCCAACCUGGUGGGAGGCACUGCAGUGAGGUUGUGUUCCUUUGUGCAGGCAGGUGACCACUGCAAACAGCAAUGGGGGCCUUUUCCUGUCACCUGGAUCUGCAGGAGAACCUUCUCGUCCCCGAGAUGCACAAAGAGAGCUUUGGCACCUGACAGAACUAAAUGCAUGUUAAAUUCACAGCCUUGUCAUGUCCUGAGAAAGGCCUGAGAAUAUGGCAUGGGGAGGUUUUCACAGUAGAAAAUAGGCAGUUUUGCCUUCAUGGGAGCAGUACUGUUUCUUUUCCAGCUGUAAUGGCUUCUGCAGCAUCUCUUGACAACACGUUAUUUAGACAUGAGUGUCCAAAGGUUUGAUGUGAAAAUCCUGGGGCAUUUGGACUUUUGAAUCAGGUUCUGUUUAGGCAAAUCUGUUUCUAUAUCCUAUUGCAAGGGUCCAAAGGCUUUUUUUUAUAUAACCAGUUUAGGAAAUAGCUCUUAUUUUGUGGUAUCAGCAUGUCCAGACUAUUUUGUCAAAUCACACAGAGCAGUUUUGUCUGAUGUGCAGAAAAGUUUUAGGGUUUUAUGCCAUUAAAGAAGUUACUUGCACAAAACACCCGUGUCCGUGUUCUUUUAACCAAAUCCCAGAUUUUUGGUUGGAAGCCCAAACCUGAAGCCCCAGAAAUGCUUUAGGCAUUUUCUUGUCAUGACUGAUUAUCCGUUGCAAUUAUGCCAACGGAAGAUGAAGUUGUUAAA
Molecule: messenger RNA, 3279 nt
Organism: Pipra filicauda (Wire-tailed manakin)
Lineage: Eukaryota; Metazoa; Chordata; Aves; Passeriformes; Pipridae
Gene: RBM43
Product: RNA binding motif protein 43
Exons: 3
Coding region: 1143-2228 (361 amino acids)
Molecular function (GO): RNA binding
Source: RefSeq, a predicted model, not a curated record